AUGGUAAACGUCACUCACAAAAAAGACCAACCGCAGAAAAAAGACUUAGCUAAAAAUACGACAACUCAAAAACCCACAACUAUGAAGUCAUUUGUCACAGAAGUAAACAGCGAAUGCACUUAUUGCUCACAAAACCAUUAUAUUUGCCACUGUAAGGAAUUUGCCGCCUUAGAUGUUCCUCAACGUCAGGAUUUUAUUAAGAAGAAUGGCAUUUGUUUUAAUUGCCUUGUUAAGGGUCACUCUGUUAAUGCGUGUAGGCAGAGCACCACCUGUAAAAAAUGUAGUCGACGACACCACACUCUGUUGCACUUCACAAACCCUAACAAGACCACAGCAGUGCCUGAAAGCGAUGCAACUACCCCCACCACACCUGAAACUAGCCAAACCACAUCAACCGUAGUUUACAAGGCUGAGGUUGACAGCGACAGCGAAGAAGUUAUUUUGGCGACUGCGCGCAUUGCAGUUAAGGCGAGGAACGGCGACACAAUCAUCUUGAGAGCACUGAUUGAUCCGUGCUCGCAGUCUAACUUCGUUACUGAAGCGGUAGCUCAACUACUGAAUCUCGAGCGCACUUCAGUCAACGGCAGAAUCACUGGUAUAUCACCUGUACCUACGACAACCAAGUCACAAGUUAAGUUGAACUUCCAUGCAGUUAGAGAUCCAUCACACAUAAUCACAGCUAAGGCGUACGUCCUUAGACGAAUAAAUUCGAGAUUACCAGCACGAGAGCUCCCAUCGGAUGCCUGGCCUUCUUCUGAGAUUCCAGAUCUUGCGGAUCCACACUUUCACAAGCCAGGGUCUAUCGACGUGCUCUUAGGUGCAGUUGUAUAUGCACAUAUUAUUCUCAACGGAGUAAUAAAACACAACGAGUCUCUGGUCGCUUUGAACUCACGAUUGGGCUGGCUGGUAAGCGGUGACGUUGCUCAGUCUGGCCAUCAGUCUCACAACGUAGUUGUGAUGCACACACAAGUCGAAGUGGAUCAGUUGCUGCGUCAGUUUUGGGAGAUUGAUGAAUAUGCACCAAACGUGAAGCCUCUGUCACAACCUGAGAUACAGUGCGAAGAGCAUUUCAAGAAAACUCACACUCGAAACACUGACGGUCGAUACGAGGUUCGACUCCCCUUCAAGGACGACGACGCUCCAAAUUUGGGUAAUUCCAAGCCACUUGCAUUGAAGCGCUUACAUCAGAUGGAAAACAAGUUUAAGCGCAGACCCGAGUUUCACGAAGAAUACAGCAAGUUCAUGAGACAAUAUGAGUCACUCGGUCACAUGGAGGUCGUCCCUGAAGCAGAGAAGAACAAGAGAGCUUAUUACUUACCACAUUGCGCUGUUAUACGAGACUCGAGUCUCACUACGAAGCUGCGUGUAGUUUUCGACGGAAGUGCUAAACCUGUCGAUGGAAACUCACUUAACGACGAGCUUCUCAUCGGCCCACCACUGCAACAAGACAUCCGUGAUUUAGUUACUCGGUGGAGACAACACAAGUACUGUUUAGUAGCUGAUAUACAACAAAUGUACCGACAGAUACUUAUAUCCAAGCAAGACACCGAUUACCAAAGAAUCUUGUGGCGCGAGUCAUCAGAAGAGCCGAUUCGAGAAUAUCGGUUACUUACCGUCACAUAUGGCAGUUCAUGUGCUCCAUAUCUUGCCAUAAGAACUCUCCAUCAACUUGCAGAGGAUGAACGUGAAGAGUUUCCAGAAGCUGAACUUCUAAAAACCGAUCUUUAUAUGGACGACUUGAUGACGGGUUCAGCUACAGAAGAAGACACUCAACGGCUUCAAAGUCGUUUAACUGAACUAUUUAAACGUGGCGGUUUUCUUCUUCACAAGUGGUCGUCUAAUAGUGAAAAAGUGUUAAGUGAAAUUCCCGAUUCACAAAAAGCAUUACAAAGUUCAGUGAAUAUUAAAAUGGAUGAUUCGGUUAAAGCUCUAGGCAUAGCCUGGAGACCACAAAGUGAUAUAUUCGAACUUGUAGUUAACUUACCUCAUAACAACGACGUUGUUACAAAACGAUGUGUGCUAUCUGCGAUAGCAAAGACAUUUGACCCUCUGGGUUGGCUAGCACCUUGCGUGAUUGUGUUAAAAAUAUUUAUGCAGAAGUUGUGGCUGGCCGGCCUGGACUGGGACUCUGAACUUCCUGAAAACCUGAAAACUGAAUGGCAGACUUACCUGACUAACUUUGAACACAUGCAAGCCAUUCAGCUUCCACGUUGGUUAGGGAUCACGAAGAAUGUCAAAAUUGAGUUGCACGGUUUUUGUGACGCCUCUUGCGCCGCCUACGCUGCGGUUAUUUACAUCAGAGUCAUCACGAACAAUGAGAUUAAAGUAAGCCUAGUCGCUGCCAAAACGAAGGUCUCUCCUGUGAAACAGGUCUCAUUGCCGCGUCUUGAACUCUGUGGGGCUGUCCUACUCUCAAAAUUGAUACCAAAUGUAAAGUCAAGUCUAAAUGUUGAUGACAAUUCUGUGUUUGCUUGGACAGAUUCCACGAUAGUUUUGGCUUGGUUGCGUAAAACUCCAAACACUUGGAAGCCAUUCGUCGGUAACCGCACUACCGAAAUCUUGAAUGUUACAAAUAGUAGUCAAUGGCAUCAUGUCAAGUCUGCGGAUAACCCCGCUGAUUGCGCCUCACGCGGUAUCAGUCCGGACGAACUGAUGCAGUCACAGCUAUGGUGGGAAGGUCCAGCCUUUCUUCGAGAGUCUGUUGAGAUUUGUUACCCUAACUUCACUAUACCUGAAACCACACUCGAAGCUAAACCGAAAGCAAAAACAGUUCGACCUCGGAGUCAAGCACGUCUCGAAGCAGUUCGUCGUCAAGUAGUAGUAGCAGCAGCUCUGGAGACAACAGGCGACAUCGGCGGAAAACCAAGCGAAGUCGUAAGCGCUCCGAAACCGUGA
Molecule: messenger RNA, 2895 nt
Organism: Leguminivora glycinivorella
Lineage: Eukaryota; Metazoa; Arthropoda; Insecta; Lepidoptera; Tortricidae
Exons: 2
Coding region: 1-2895 (964 amino acids)
Source: RefSeq, a predicted model, not a curated record